UGUCCAAAAAUGGGAGGAAUGUGCCUUAUUUUAGUUUUGGGCUUGAUCGGCACUGCAUUCUCGCAAGAAUGCAAAGACUUGAGCGGUGAGAGUUUCUGUGUACACUACAAGAAGCUUUGCGCAACAAAUGUGAAUGUCAAACAAGCCUGCAAGAAGACCUGCGGACUCUGUGCGACCCCAAUGGACUGUGAUGUCGCUAUAGUCGGUGGAGGUCUGGCAGGACUGUACAUGGCGGAAUCACUGCUGAGACACAAGAAGGAAACAAAAGUGUGUGUUUUUGAGAGAGACGUUCGUCUUGGCGGAAGAAUCUUCGAUUAUGUAUUUCCUCAAGUGUCGGAUGAAGUAGUGGGUCUGGGAGCAUGGAGAGUCGACAUGGCUCAUUACAACAUGAGGAAUAUCCUUAAGAGACUAAACAUUCCACACAAAGACUGGAACUUUUACUCAAAUUCACGAACAGAAACUAGAGGUUACUUCUCAAGAGACGAGCAUGAAAUCAAAAGAAAAUCAUUCCCGGCUUUGACUCAAGGAAAAUUCAAAGACAUGACUUGUUCGCAGAUGCUGGACUAUCUUCUCAAAAAGGAACACGUCGAUAAAAUCUACAAUUUCGCAACGUUUGAAACAUUUCAGCAGCACUAUCUGACACCCGAGGGAUCAAGGUUUUAUUUCGACGUUUUUGGAUAUGAUGGAGAACUUAAAGGCAGUCCAGAGGGUGUGGUGGAAUUCUAGGAACAACUAGCUGCGCUUACAGGAAGAGAGAUUCGUCCUUUAAGAGGAAUGUCGGCAUUCAUCGCCGCUUUGGCCAAAUCGGCAAGAAGGCUGGGCGCAAAAAUCUUCACGGGUAAUGACCACAGGAUUCUUUCGAUACACAAACAAACAAAUCAGUUCGUCCUUAAAACUUCAAAAUACGAAGUAAGAGUCGGAAAAUUAGUUGUGGCUGCGCCUCCGGGUGCAUUUGGAAGUGUCAGCGGCAGCGUAGCGGAAAGGAUUCGGCGCGCACCAGAAUUUCAGUCCAUACUGCCCCGCCCAGCAUUCAAGGGGGCUGCAGUGUACCCCAGGGCGUGGUGGGAAGAAAUCACGAAUGUGGAGGACAAGUUGUAUCCUAUGGAGAGAUUUUUGUCCAACAGUGACUGUCUUGGAUGGACGCUACCACAUGGCGGGCGCGGUCGAAAUGGUGAGGCAGUUCUUCACGUAGCAUACAAAGACGGCGUCUGUGGCGAGAAGUGGGGCGAGAUCCUCAAAUUACCAAAAGACGUCAUGGACCAAGAAAUUCACCGUGCCUUGGAAUACAAGUUUAACAGAAAAAUCCCCAAGCCUCUGAGUACCGUGUAUCAGUACUGGAACGAAGGUGCAUGGUACUUGCAGAAACCUGGAAGCCGUGUUUCGAUGAAGCAAGUCACCCAAUGGGCCAAGAGACCCUUUGCAGGAGAAGACAUCUAUGUUAUUGGUAGUGCAUAUCAUCCCUACCGGGGUUACUCUGAGGGUGCUAUUAUGUCAGCCAACAAUGCCCUGAAAGAUGGUUGGAAAAUACCCAUACCCAGUCCUCCACAACAAAUGCAAGGACCAAAAAGUUUCACGGAUAUAAAUUGGAAGAAUAUUAGAUAAAGUAAGUGUUUAUUAGAGGAACUACUGCCUAGACUUGUGAUGCAAUAAAACACAGUUCUUAAGGGGAUGAUAUGUUUGUGUUCAUUUUGUAGAAUUUUUAAGAAUCUUUCCCUGGAUUGCAACUUGACAAAACUCUCCCUUUCAUACCAAAGAAAAUACAUGGGCUCAAAAAGUUGUUUUGAUCAAUUUUUUCGUAGUUUUCCAUGUUUUCAGGUUUCAAGUUUUUAACUUUUACAAAUCUGCCAUCAUUUAUAUGCCUUGAAAAAUCUAUGUUGUCCUUAGAAUUCCUCAUCUCAGAUAUCAAAGGCUACUAUUGUGGCUCCCAGUCCUCUCCUUGCCUUCCUGCCAUCAUUAAAGCCGGAACUUUUUUAUUGGCAAUAAACACAUAACAGUAAAUAACACCAAUUAACACCAAAUAAAACUGAUUUAGAAGCGACAAGGGUGAUAGGAGGAAAAAAAAAAUAUAGCUCAGGGAGAAUAAAAAGAUAAUUAUUUAUUCUGUAUGUUAAACAACUUGCACAUUUUCAUACCCUAGGAGAGAUGAUCUGACUGUGUGUGUGUCUGUCAAAUGAAACAACUUAUUUCCAUUCUUUCAUUUUGCACCCAUGUCUGACCUACAGAGCAAAGACUUCCUUUAUAAAAACUAAAAUAUCAAAUGUUCGGACCGUCUUCUGGCGUUCAAAGAAGGACUUGCAUCACUUGGAUAAUACCUUGACUUGUUGAAUUUUGUCAAGUAGAGUUUUAGUCUGUGUUUUCUUAUUAAAGGAAGGAGAUUUUAUGGGUCCAGCUUGGUUUUUUUAAUAUUAUAAGCCACCAUGCAUCUGAUUAG
This is a messenger RNA of Stylophora pistillata, 2431 nucleotides long. Its product is annotated as L-amino-acid oxidase-like. NCBI's taxonomy places the organism in Eukaryota, Metazoa, Cnidaria, Anthozoa, Scleractinia, Pocilloporidae. Gene Ontology annotation, molecular function: oxidoreductase activity. The record is from RefSeq and is a predicted model, not a curated record.